This is a messenger RNA of Pelobates fuscus (common spadefoot toad), 555 nucleotides long. RefSeq names its product ribosomal protein S23 (gene RPS23). Gene Ontology annotation, molecular function: structural constituent of ribosome. The coding region runs from base 76 to 507 and encodes 143 amino acids. The record is from RefSeq and is a predicted model, not a curated record. Lineage: Eukaryota; Metazoa; Chordata; Amphibia; Anura; Pelobatidae. Gene Ontology annotation, cellular component: ribosome; cytosolic small ribosomal subunit. The transcript is spliced from 4 exons. Gene Ontology annotation, biological process: translation.
GGUCCUGCGGCCAGCUCUGUCUCUCGGUGCUUUCUGGGAAUCGCUCUUUCCGCAGUCAGCCCUGGGACAGGCAGGAUGGGCAAGUGCCGUGGUCUUCGUACAGCUAGGAAGCUCCGCAACCACCGCCGUGAGCAGAAGUGGCAUGACAAGCAGUACAAAAAGGCACAUUUGGGAACUGCUCUGAAGGCUAACCCUUUUGGAGGUGCUUCCCAUGCCAAAGGAAUUGUGCUUGAAAAAGUUGGUGUAGAGGCUAAGCAGCCUAACUCUGCUAUCAGGAAAUGUGUCAGAGUCCAGCUGAUUAAAAACGGCAAGAAGAUCACCGCCUUCGUACCCAAUGAUGGUUGCUUGAAUUUUAUUGAGGAAAACGAUGAAGUUCUUGUUGCUGGAUUUGGUCGUGCUGGUCAUGCCGUUGGUGAUAUUCCUGGUGUCCGAUUCAAGGUUGUGAAAGUAGCCAACGUGUCACUUUUGGCCUUGUACAAAGGCAAGAAGGAGAGACCCAGAUCCUAGACAUGUUAUCCCGUCAAGAUGUUUAAUAAAAAUUAUUUCACAACAUAA